AUGAUACAUCUGGAAGAUAGCCCAUUGUCUGAGACAGUCCACCAUGAACGACUGCGCGCAUUGAUUGCUGGACAGUUGGAUGACAUGCAGUUAGUCUGCCAGGACCACAAGGUCCUGAUAAAUGCCAAUUACCUUGUGGCACUCUUUCAAUCCGCAUUGCGUCACCUCGCAGAUGAGAUAUGUGAGCCGUUCCACUAUGUAAAGGCAACCAGGGCAUAUAAUGCUGUUCCCUCAUCCCUGGCCGCUCACUUGGCACACUAUGAGGAAAUUGGGAUGCAAUCUGGUUUCUGUCAUGAAGACCUGGCGCCCUCUAUCGCAUCGGCCCUUGUCAUGGACCAUUACAUCCCAGUAAUGCUGAGUGGGUAG
Molecule: messenger RNA, 366 nt
Organism: Aspergillus chevalieri
Lineage: Eukaryota; Fungi; Ascomycota; Eurotiomycetes; Eurotiales; Aspergillaceae
Exons: 1
Coding region: 1-366 (121 amino acids)
Source: RefSeq, a predicted model, not a curated record